Messenger RNA from Seriola dumerili (greater amberjack), 1505 nucleotides. RefSeq names its product nucleosome assembly protein 1;2-like. Lineage: Eukaryota; Metazoa; Chordata; Actinopteri; Carangiformes; Carangidae. Bases 125 to 493 code for a protein of 122 amino acids. The record is from RefSeq and is a predicted model, not a curated record. The transcript is spliced from 4 exons.
UGUGUGUGUGUGUGUGUGGGUGUGGGUGUGUGUGUUUGAGUUGUCCAGCAUAUGCUCUGUUGUGUUUCUUCUUCUUGGUGAGUGAGGAGCUGACUGCAGAUUCUCAGAACUGGUUGACAUCAGCAUGGACGUUCACACGCCAACUCCCCGUUCAGGUUUAAAGGAAAUAUUUUCUUCUUCUUUUCCUCCAAAGGUCGUGGACAUCGGAAACGACGCCCACCUGGACGAUGGAAACAUUGCAGCCUUAAUUGGAGGGAUUGUUGGUGCAGUGCUGCUGGUGCUGAUCUGUGUAAUAGCGCUAUUGCUGUGGUGCCUGUCCAGACAUAAAGGCUCAUAUGUCACCAACGAGAUGGACGACGACGACGACGACAUCGUCAACGAUGACGACGAUGACGACGAUGACGACGAUGACGACGAUGACGAUGCCGAGUCCGUCGGUUCCGAUAUGGGGCUCCAAACCCAGGAACCUCUGAAGAUCAAAGAGCAGGAGUAAUGUAGAAUACGGACUUGAGAUGUGCAGUCAGGGACGACAUAGCUUUGUAGCUUUGUCACAGACACCAGAUGUGAAAAUGAAAUUUUUUCAGGGUUGUUAUUUUCCAAAAGUUACCGAUGUCUUACAGCUGCACUGAGCAGAUUUGCACUUUGGCAGAUUAAUGAGGACAGAAUUUAAUUUGAAGAAACUUUUCUCACAUUCUGUUUAUUCUGCCUUUUUUUUUCACCUAAAUAUCAAACACAUUAAGGAAAAAAACGACCUUAAAUUAACCCUGCCUUAAUAAUUAAGUGCCAUUUCCCUUUUUAAAGUCUCUCAUUUUCACCAUCUCACUGUCAUUUUUUAUACAGAAACGAACUGUACAUGUUAAAAACUCCACUUGCCGAUACAGAAGCUGCUGGUUUUUAAAUCUUUUACAGCUCCUGUGACUCCUCCACCAGACAAAUGUGAUUUUUACAGAAAAAUAAACUUCCUUUGUUUUUUAAAAGGGGCCAAACUAACUAACUUACCAGACGCUGAUAAACAUUUACCAGCAUCUUAACUCUUGGUGUUUUUCCACCCUGGUUGCUGUCAUAUUUUAAGCUCCUAACAAUGGCCAACUCUGACUAACACACCGCACUGUUAUGAAUCAGAUGUUAGAAAUAAUGUGGGUAAACAAUUAGACAAGAGAGUUUAUUGUAAUUUUCCAACCUGAAUUCAACCCACACUGAUGUUUUCUCUCUGUAUUUCUGUCUUUUUUUUUUUACUAACAGAAAAUCUGUUUUUCACUUUUUUCAAUAAACAGAAAAACGGUGAUUAAAUACAAGAUGAAAAGACUAAGAGAGAAAGAAACAAGAAAGGAUGCCAACACUUAGUUGCAAUAAUUAAUCAUGUUCUUUUGUUCUGUUAUAAAUAGUGUGGAAGAAGAAGAAUUUAAAACAAUCAUAUUUUUUCAAAAUCUUUGUUUACACAUGUAAUUAUUAAAAUCUCGUCUUUUGCUUUACUUUUAUAAGAAUAAAGUUUACACUUUUUGACA